CACAAGUUGUACAAGGUUCGAGUGGCCAGUCGCGGGUUGUGUGCCAGUGUGUACACACGCACCAGCCUCCUAAAGGUUCCUUACGAGUGCACUCACGCCCGAUUCGCGCGUUUAUACGUGAUUUAAUUGACCUAAGGAUUUUCAUAGACACGAAGGUGGCGUGAGGGUACGCUUUCAAGAUGGCGGCGACCAAGUACUCUCACCCCUUCAUGCAGGGGCUGAAGUCGCUGCCCCUGGAGUACGAGGAGGAGAUACAGCAGAUCAGAGAGUGGGUAAAGAGCCAGCCGCACCUGCCAUACAUCUCCGACGAGUACAUCGUGCUGUUCCUGCACUCCAACUACUACAAGGUCAAGGAGACCAAGGAGACCAUCGAGUACUACUUUACACACCGCACCAACACGCCCGAUCUCUUCAGCAACCGCGACCCGCUCUCGCCUAGGAACCAACAGAUAUUGGAUAUUGCCCACAUGAUCGGCCUCCCGAACAAGACAUCCGAGGGCUACCACGUGCUGCUCUACCGGCUGUCGGACUUCGAUUAUAGCAAGCUGAACUUCGCGGACGCCGUACGGGUGUUUUGCAUGUUCAAUGACGUGAAGCUUUCCGAGGACCGGCUCUCCGACGGGUACAUCGUCAUCUUCGACAUGAAGGGCUGCAGUCUCGGACACCUCACGAGGGUCACGUUGCCGGCGCUGCGGGCGUUCAUGGUUUACAUUCAGACCGCGCACCCGUGUCGUCUGAAAAAGAUCCACGUGGUGCAUACAGUCUCGUUCAUCAACCAGGUGAUGUGUCUAGUGAAGCCUCUCAUCCACUCAAACCUGCUCAACCUGCUCAACUUCUGCUCCGAGGGCCCCGCCGCCGUUGUGGACAAGGAACUCCUACCGGAAGACUACGGCGGCCCCCUUCCCCCCGUCAAAGACUUUCACGCCGAACAACGCAAGAACAUGGAGGAUACUUACAGAGACUGGCUUAUAGAGACGGAGAUGUUUAAGGUUGACGAGAAGAAGAGAAUCAAGAAGCCUAGUAAAGGCUUGUUCGCCAGCUUGACCAGCAGUUUCAAAAGUCUAGACAUCGACUGAUGCUGCGUACGUGAUUUUAGGGACCUGACCUCUUAUAACUAUUAAAUUUUUUAUGGUGCUGACUUGCCUUUUUCACUCGUUUGGUCUUCUGGUACACUGUCUUCUCAAAUUAUUUACAAUUACAAUAACAUUGGCAUUCAAAAUGGUUUUUAGAUCUGUUAUAGCUAUGUUGCUCCUUAUCAAUCCGUCAAGAAAAUGUUACCAGUUAAUUUACAUAUCUUCCUGUCAAAACUUAGAAGCACUGUUAUUUUGAACCAAACAGAAAACUAAAUCUGUUUCUUAUUUUGUUUCUUAAUCUCCGUUAAACCACACUAAAUAUAUGAAAAGUUUAACAGAGUUAAGAACGUCCCCAUGCAACAUGAGAACGACUGAGUAUCUGCGAAUUAGUUUUAUUUGGACCAUUAUUUAUUUUCAUAAGUCCGUGACUGGAAUUGGCACCCCUCACCGAAUUACGUAACAGGGUUUUAUCUUGUUGUUUUCUACUUGUAGGUAAGUUGCCAAUAUGUACGUAGGAUUUUUCCUUCUCUCGAGCUUGGACUAUUGCUCAAUAUUUUACACUUAAUAAAUCUAUUUUUUUAGAAACUCUCUAUUAGAUCUUUUAAAUGUUGGUGUAACGUUGUGAAAGUUAUUUUAUGAGAUAAUUAAAAAGUUACAUGUGAACCUUAUAAUUUAAACCUGUUGAACUGAGGUCCUUAUAAUUAAUUUUGAAAUCUUUGUAUGACAAAUAAACACACAUCAUUUGUUAAUCCUCAGGAAGUAUUUUGCUUUAUACCGUUUCUCAUAAGGCCCUCAUUUCAUAGGUUAGGUACUGUCUGCAUUGUGUUGUUGACAAAUAUCAAUCUUAUUUUGAAUCGAUUGAUUAGCAAAUUCAGGUUAGGUAUAUUAACACAAUAUAACAUUUUGGCGUCCUGUUUAAAAGUUACCAUACCUACUUUUAUUAAAUAUAAAUCCUAUUAUCAUUGUUGUACAUAUCAUUAUAGUGUAGAUGUAUUCUGUUAAGCUAAGUUUUAUACUACGCUUAUAUUAUAAAUAAAUGUCACUAUAAUCUCUCCAUAUGAAGGGAUUUCACGUUUUGUAAGUAAUAGAAUGUAUUUGAGCUUUAAACUCAUUGAUAUUUUUGUAGUGGUUUUAAAUGAAUUGUUAUUUAACAUUAUAUCAUAGUCAACUUUUCAACUGUCUUAUUAUACUCUACGCGGAAUUUAAAAAAUAAAAACAUUCUUUUAAAAAUUACACUGGCUCCCUUAACACCGCGUACGCACUUAUAUUUAUAUAACCUGUUUUUUUUAUAUUUUCAAAUGUUGCCAAUUAUAAAGUUUAAUGUUUAAAGAAGUUUUACAUUUUUAGAAAAAAAUAUAUCAUGUUAUUGAACAAACCAAAUCAUCGUUAAUACAUACAUGUAUUUGUAAAUAAAAUAAUAGUCAAUAAA
This is a messenger RNA of Cydia strobilella, 2502 nucleotides long. Its product is annotated as clavesin-1-like. NCBI's taxonomy places the organism in Eukaryota, Metazoa, Arthropoda, Insecta, Lepidoptera, Tortricidae. The coding region runs from base 180 to 1076 and encodes 298 amino acids. The record is from RefSeq and is a predicted model, not a curated record. The transcript is spliced from 7 exons. Gene Ontology annotation, molecular function: phosphatidylinositol bisphosphate binding. Gene Ontology annotation, cellular component: membrane.